Messenger RNA from Cyphellophora attinorum, 762 nucleotides. RefSeq lists its product as uncharacterized. NCBI's taxonomy places the organism in Eukaryota, Fungi, Ascomycota, Eurotiomycetes, Chaetothyriales, Cyphellophoraceae. The record is from RefSeq and is a predicted model, not a curated record. The transcript has a single exon. Bases 1 to 762 code for a protein of 253 amino acids.
AUGGUUCUCGCCAAGGAACAUGUGGUGGUACUGGGCGCAACGGGAAUGUCUGGCAUCCAACUCAUUAAAGAAGUCCUCAAGCUCGGGUCAAAUGGACCUCAUGUGACUUUGUACACCCGAAGCUCAGCUCGCAGCAAACUCCCAGCCGAAAUCAGCGGUCGCUCAAACAUCCGAGUCGUUGAGGGUGCUCUCGACGAUCGCAACGCUCUCCUGAACGCCAUGUCCGCCGACACCAAAUCUGGGUUUCCCAAAGCAACGUCUGUCAUCGGCUUGCUCGGUGCGCCCGGGCUGUCGUUCUACCACCUCAUCACUAGAAGGCGAGGUCCAACACCAAUCGCCGACGCAUUCAGCUCUUCCAUCCUCCCCGUUAUGCGCGAGGUCGGAGUCCACAGAAUCCUAGCCUUGUCGACGUUGAGUGGCUUCCAAUAUCCAGAGGAGAAGAGGAAGAUGGACUGGUCGACUUGGUUGAAAAUGCUGCCACCGAAGAUUAUGGUACCACAAGGUGAUGCCGAGAUGGGAGGCAUAGCAAAUGCCGUGGUUGUGGAGGGUGCGAGUAACCCUGCGCUGGAAUGGACGGUGUUUCGAGUGCCAUUCUUGCACGACAAGGAACCUAAGACUCCUCUGUCUGUUGGCGAGCACUUCAUGGACUUCCGCGGCAGCCAGCAGCUGAGUAGAAUCAGUAUUGCGAGGUGGCUGCUAAGCGAGCUCGAAGAGCGGAAGCACAUCAGGAAGGCGCCUUUGUUGGGCAAUAUGGCUGCAUAA